Molecule: messenger RNA, 1221 nt
Organism: Malassezia vespertilionis
Lineage: Eukaryota; Fungi; Basidiomycota; Malasseziomycetes; Malasseziales; Malasseziaceae
Exons: 1
Coding region: 1-1221 (406 amino acids)
Biological process (GO): nitric oxide catabolic process; cellular response to nitrosative stress
Cellular component (GO): intracellular anatomical structure
Molecular function (GO): heme binding; nitric oxide dioxygenase [NAD(P)H] activity; FAD binding
Source: RefSeq, a predicted model, not a curated record
AUGGAAUCGUGUCGUGCGCAGCUGAAGCCCGAAGAGGCGGAUGUGGUCCGUGCUACGUUGCCACUGAUCGGCGCCAACAUUGAGAAGAUCACGACCAACUUCUAUGGCACCCUGUUCGAAGAGAACCCUUCGCUGUUAAACGAUCUGUUUAACCGUGGCAACCAGAAGCAGGGUGCUCAGCAAAGGGCCUUGGCUGGCUCCAUUGCAAAGUUUGCGUCUUUGCUCGUCGCGCCCGCGGAGAACAUGCCGGCCGACCUUCUUUCGCGCAUUGGUCACAAGCACGCGGUCCUUGGCAUCGUUGAGGAUCACUACCCCAUUGUGUACAAGUACCUUUUCGGAGCUAUUGUUCACGUGCUGGGCGCGGACGUCGUGACGGCUGAUGUCGCUGCUGCAUGGACCUCGGUGUUCUGGAUCCUUGCAAAUGUGCUAAUCACAUUUGAAAAGGAACUGUACAAGGGGGCGGGCGUGCAGCCCGGAAAAGUUUUCCGCCAAGCAAAGGUUGUCGACCGCGACGAUCGGAGCGCGAACAUCGUCAGCUUCACGGUCGAGAGCACGGAUGCAUUCAAUCCUUUCCCCAAGCACCUGGCCGGGCAAUAUGUAUCUGUCGUGUCCAGCCUUCCAGACGGUGCCCGCCAAAUUCGCCAGUAUAGUUUGAUGGAUGCUUGCGAAAAUCCUGGGCAGCUCAGGUUUGCCGUCAAGGCGCUGCAGGCGCAAAAGGAUGCGCCUGCAGGCGAGGUAUCCAACUGGCUGGCCAAGGAGGUCAAGGUUGGUACCGAGCUCGCUGUAUCGCUUCCGUUCGGCGACCUUAUCUUGGACACAGAGAGCCAACGUCCAGUUGUUCUUAUUUCGUCCGGUAUUGGUAUCACGCCCAUGUUUGGCAUGCUUGCGCGCUUUGUUGCGGACAGGUCGUCGCGCAAAAUUGUGGCAAUUCACUGCGACCAGGACAUGGAUGGAGAUGCGUUUUACAAGGAGAGGCUUCACAUGGUUUCACAGCUUUCCUCGGGCGAGGCAAUGACGUGGCAUUCUGUUGGCGAGGUUACGAAGGACGUCAAGGUUGGCAGGAUGGACAUUGCCUCGCUGACCUUGCCCACUGAUGCGCAAUUCUACAUUUGUGGCGGUACAAAUUUCCUCAAGUCUAUUUGUGAUGGCCUACGCAAAAUUCAUGUUCCUGAAGAGGAUCUUCAUUUUGAACUUUUUACUCCCAACGACUGGCUCCUCUAG